AUCAAAGAGAUAAUUUGGGUUCGACCCCAAAUCCUAAAGACGACUUUCGUAUGCAUCCACCGUAACUGGCAAAUUCCUUCUAAAAUGUCGAGGGAAAACAGUUCUCAACAGAGAGAGAGUGAUGCAAUAGCCAUUGAAACCACAGACUCGUCUACUGGGAACAGAAAACCACUGAGGAAGAGUGAUGCCAUAGUCAUUGAAACCUCUAGCUCGUCUUCUGGGAACAGAAAUGUUUUUAAACCACUGAGACCUAAGUUUUGGAGAACAAGAAUAUGUGGUUACUGGGAGAGAGGUCAAUGCCCCAAUGGAGCCAAAUGCUGGUAUGCUCAUGGCCAGUCAGAAUUGCAGCCGCACAAUGCUAGUUCUGCGGCAGAUACCAGGCUGAAUUCCCCUCCUGUUGCUGAUUCCUUCAGAAGUAAUGCUGUUGCUACUCGUCCAAUUCCAGCACAGCGUCGCUUUGUUCCUGUAAUCCGUUCAUCCAAAACUAGUGCUACUACGGUGACUGGUGUUCGUUCAAGGAACUUUUUUCCUGUGUCAGCUGGAGUUCGGCCAAGGGAAAGUAGAUAUUUUCCUGAAGGUAAGAAAAUCGUAGGAAUUUAUGCUGAUUGGCUGGAAGAUGAGGACGAUGAUGGUUGCAGCUAAAAAGAGGGACGGGCAUUGGCAUUACUAAUAUACACAAAGCGGUAUAUCUAGAAGUUUAUGAUCUUGAAGUGUCACCCCGAAGGAAUGGAAAAUUAUGACCUCACGAUAGUUGAUGGCUUUUACUCUAAAUCACAAAGGGAAGUUCACUGAAAAGAAACUAAUGCUGAUGGUACUAUCGGCCUAUAG
Olea europaea var. sylvestris is the source of this 828-nucleotide messenger RNA. Its product is annotated as zinc finger CCCH domain-containing protein 56-like. Lineage: Eukaryota; Viridiplantae; Streptophyta; Magnoliopsida; Lamiales; Oleaceae. The record is from RefSeq and is a predicted model, not a curated record. Gene Ontology annotation, molecular function: metal ion binding. The coding region runs from base 85 to 642 and encodes 185 amino acids. The transcript is spliced from 3 exons.